Molecule: messenger RNA, 1188 nt
Organism: Orycteropus afer afer
Lineage: Eukaryota; Metazoa; Chordata; Mammalia; Tubulidentata; Orycteropodidae
Gene: KCTD13
Product: potassium channel tetramerization domain containing 13
Biological process (GO): protein homooligomerization; proteasome-mediated ubiquitin-dependent protein catabolic process; negative regulation of Rho protein signal transduction
Cellular component (GO): Cul3-RING ubiquitin ligase complex
Molecular function (GO): ubiquitin-protein transferase activity; protein binding
Source: RefSeq, a predicted model, not a curated record
UGCGGACCAAACGCUCUGGUGCAGGGGCCAGAGUCAGGGGGUCUUUGGGAGCGGACCGGAGGGCGCAGAGAGAGGCUGGGAUCUCCGCCAGCCGCCACCACCCGGCAUGUCGGCCGAGGCCUCGGGCCCGGCGGCGGCCGCGGACCAGUUUCCGGAAGCCCCAAAGCCUUCGGUACUGGAGCCUGGCUCCGCUGCCUACAGUCUCAGUCCGCUGACCUCGAACAGCAAGUACGUGAAGCUGAACGUGGGAGGCUCUCUGCACUACACCACUUUGCGCACCCUCACGGCACAGGACACCAUGCUUAAGGCCAUGUUUAGUGGUCGCGUGGAGGUGCUCACCGACGCGGGAGGUUGGGUGCUGAUUGACCGGAGUGGCCGCCACUUUGGUACAAUCCUCAACUACCUGCGGGACGGGUCUGUGCCACUGCCUGAGAGUACCAGAGAACUAGGGGAGCUGCUGGGCGAAGCACGCUACUACCUGGUACAGGGCCUGAUUGAGGACUGCCAGCUGGCCCUGCAGCAAAAAAGGGAGAACCUGUCCCCGCUGUGCCUCAUCCCCACGGUGACAUCUCCCCGGGAGGAGCAGCAGCUCCUGGCCAGCACCUCCAAGCCCGUGGUGAAGCUCCUGCACAACCGCAGUAACAACAAGUACUCCUACACCAGCACUUCAGAUGACAACCUACUUAAGAACAUCGAGCUGUUUGACAAACUGGCCCUGCGCUUCCACGGGCGGCUGCUCUUCCUCAAGGAUGUUUUGGGGGACGAAAUCUGCUGCUGGUCUUUCUACGGGCAGGGCCGCAAAAUCGCCGAGGUGUGCUGCACCUCCAUUGUCUAUGCCACGGAGAAGAAGCAGACCAAGGUGGAAUUUCCAGAAGCCCGGAUCUUUGAGGAGACCCUGAACAUCCUGAUCUACGAGACUCCUCGGGGCCCAGACCCAGCCCUCCUGGAGGCCAUAGGGGGUACAGCUGGAGGUGGCGGGGCAGGCCGAGGGGAGGACGAGGAGAACCGAGAGCACCGGGUCCGCAGAAUCCAUGUCCGACGCCACAUCACCCAUGAUGAGCGUCCUCACGGCCAGCAGAUUGUCUUCAAGGACUGACCUCUGACCCUUCCCCUGCUUUCCUGGCCCUGGGGCUCAGUCCCCCUUUCUUCUCCCUCUUGUUCCCAGACCUUUGCCCCGGCUCUGCUGGC